Molecule: messenger RNA, 1171 nt
Organism: Athalia rosae (coleseed sawfly)
Lineage: Eukaryota; Metazoa; Arthropoda; Insecta; Hymenoptera; Athaliidae
Gene: PIG-K
Product: putative GPI-anchor transamidase
Exons: 4
Coding region: 118-1122 (334 amino acids)
Biological process (GO): attachment of GPI anchor to protein; proteolysis; protein localization to cell surface
Cellular component (GO): GPI-anchor transamidase complex
Molecular function (GO): GPI-anchor transamidase activity
Source: RefSeq, a predicted model, not a curated record
AACUCAAUUGUUGAGUUGGAGUCGAUUCUCGAAAACUGUCACACGACAAGUAGUAUCCGCAAAGUGCCGAAAACUAAUAGCUGACUAAUAUCUUCACCGUGAUAAUUAAAAGUUAUUAUGAAAUGGUUGACAAUAAUUUUUGCCAUGUCCUUGUACGUGAUGUCGGCGUUUACGCUGGAAAUGACCGAGACUGGACAUUCAAACAAUUGGGCAGUCCUGGUAGAUACAUCAAGAUUCUGGUUCAACUAUCGCCAUGUAGCUAACGUUUUAUCAAUAUACCGUAGCGUCAAGCGACUGGGAAUACCAGAUUCACAAAUAAUACUUAUGAUCGCCGAUGAUAUGGCAUGUAAUCCUAGAAAUCCACGACCUGCAACUGUGUUUAACAAUGCUAAGCAGCAUAUAAACGUUUACGGUGAUGAUGUUGAGGUGGAUUACAGGGGUUAUGAAGUAACUGUAGAGAACUUUGUCAGAUUAUUGACGGGCAGACUUCCACCAGAAACCCCUAGGUCUAAAAAACUACUCACCGACGAAGGAUCCAACAUUCUGAUAUAUCUAACCGGACAUGGAGGUGAUGGAUUCCUCAAAUUUCAAGACUCAGAAGAAAUAACGAGUCAAGAAUUGGGAGAUGCUUUAGAACAAAUGUGGCAAAAGAGGAGAUACCAUGAAAUUCUAUUUGUAGUUGAUACCUGCCAAGCCAGCUCUAUGUACGAAAAGUUUUACUCACCAAAUAUAUUGGCUGUUGCCUCCAGUUUGGUUGGGGAAGAUUCUCUAUCGCAUCACGUUGACCCGGCAAUCGGAGUCUAUAUUAUUGAUCGUUACACGUACUAUGCGCUGGAUUUUUUGGAAACAGUAGAACCUUCCAGUUCCAAAACACUGAGUGAAUUUCUCAAAGUUUGCCCAAAACGAUUCUGUAUAUCUACCGUUGGAGUGAGAACUGAUCUGUUCAGACGAGAUCCAAAAAAAGUACCUGUGACAGAUUUCUUUGGUUCUUUGAGACCCGUUGAGUUAACGAGUACCGUCAUCACCGUCAGUCCAGUUGAGCUCAACAAAACUGUUACUCGAAAACCGUAUAAAAAAUACAGAUAUGUAGAUCGAUUUCCAGAUUUAUCAUCUGUCACGUAAAUGUUCUUGUGAGUGUUGUGUAUUGAAAUAGAAAAUUCAUAAAACAUAA